Messenger RNA from Plodia interpunctella (Indianmeal moth), 1277 nucleotides. RefSeq lists its product as uncharacterized. The coding region runs from base 366 to 1169 and encodes 267 amino acids. Gene Ontology annotation, molecular function: heat shock protein binding. The transcript has 5 exons. The record is from RefSeq and is a predicted model, not a curated record. Gene Ontology annotation, cellular component: nucleus; cytoplasm. NCBI's taxonomy places the organism in Eukaryota, Metazoa, Arthropoda, Insecta, Lepidoptera, Pyralidae.
GACAGUGAUAUAAUGUCAAGUCAAUUGGAUGGCGUUGGCGCCGAAAUCACCGUUCUUCGGCUUGCUUUCCCUUGUUUUAACUAACCCAACCCAACUAAGCAAAUCGUCCCAAGUGGCGUGCAAUGAAUAAAUAAAUAUCGGAUUAUAAAGACAGAUAAAGCUUGCUUGCUUUCCAAAAUUACAAAUUAUUAAUUGUACAAUCAUAGGGUAUGUUUCUCUUUGUAAUUUUUGCGUAGGUAAAUAUUAUUUUAUAGUACAGACAAGGUAAUUAGAAUUUUGUUUACUAUUGUCAUUGUACGUUUGGAAAGUAUUUGAAUAUUAAAAAUAAUCAAGUAUACCAUUUGUUUGUAAAACGUAUUACUAUAAUGGGUCUCCUACAACUAUGUGAAGAAUAUUUCAAAACAACAAACUUGUAUGAAGUUUUGGGAAUUUCUGAGAAGUCAACCGAUAAGGAAGUUAAGAAAGCCUAUCACAGAUUAUCUUUGAAAGUUCACCCAGAUCGGGUAGAAGAAGAGGAAAAAUUAGAAGCCACUGAAAAGUUUAAAGUCUUGGGAAGUGUCCACUCAAUUCUAACUGAUAAAGAAAAAAGAGCCCGAUACGAUGAGACCAAAAGUGUUGAUGAUGACGAUUCAGAACUGGCGGAACGUGAUUGGGUGGUAUACUGGCGAAUGUUGUUCAAAAAAAUCACCAUUGAUGAUAUCAAAGCUUAUGAAAAAGAAUAUACUGGUUCAGAACAAGAGAAAACGGAUAUUAAACAAGCAUAUUUGGCUGGAAAAGGUGACAUGGACUAUAUCGCUGACCAUGUUCAAUUUGCAAGAACUGAAAAUGAACCACGUAUCAGAGAAAUAAUCAAUAAAAUGAUUGAGGAUAAAGAGAUACCAGCUUAUAAAAUAUUUACACAUGAACCAGAAAAGAAACGACAACGGAGAAUCGCAAAAGAAAAUCGUGAGUCAAAGGAAGCUGAAGAAGAAAAAGCCGAACUAGGCUUAGGAUCUGAACAAAACAGCCUUGAACUGAUGAUACGACAAAAGCAGGAGUCUAGAGCUCAACAAGUGGAUUCAUUCCUCGAUGGUCUAGCUGCUAAAUACUCUAAUAAAAAACCUAAAGCCACCAAACGAAAGGCAGCUGCAAAAUCUGAAACUGUGACUAAAAAUAAAAGAAGGAAGUAAUUUUUUAAAAUAAUUUUCAUUAUAUAAUAACAAAUACAUUUGAAAUUAAUGUUAAACCAACAUUCUCAUUUCACAAUAUUGGUCAAUAAAAUAGUAUUUAUAUUUAAA